AUGUGUGGUGUUUGUUUGCAGCACUUCCCACAUGGUGCAAAGCUGUUCUCUUUUAAAUAAUUUAUUAUGUGAGCGGAAUAUGACCUUAGUUGUCAAGUCAAAUUCAUUUCUAUUGCACAUUUUAAAACAACAUGAGUUGACCAAAGUGCUUUGUAAACACAAGCAAAAGAACUCCAGAGAGUUGAUAAAUAUGAAGAACAAUAAAAAGGUGUCUAUACGUAUGUUCCGGUGAUGGAGUAGGAGCAGGAGUGGACAGGGAGGACUUAAAAACAGUGAUUAAAUGUUGUCCUUUCCCGGCCUGCUCCGCGCUCAGGUGUGCAGUCUACCUGUCGGGAGGUGGGGGGAGAGAAGUCUGCUGCGGCUCUCGCAUGAAAUCAGCCUCUAAACUGUGCGUCUGUACCGUCUAAUUAAAGCGUCGCUGUCGCUGGAGCGUGCGGUCCACAGUGCACUCAGGAGCACACUCAUGCCAGACGUGGCAGGACUGGGAGUAAAAACACUUUAACUGGGACAGCGUGGAGGAGGAGAGCGUCACGUUCAGCUGGAGGAGCACCGACCAAAAACUCAGGGAUAUGUCCAGCAACACUGGAAGAGGUCAUGGGGGCCUUAACCAACUAGGUGGAAUGUUUGUUAAUGGACGCCCGCUUCCGGAGGUGAUCCGGCAACGCAUCGUGGACAUGGCCCACCAAGGGGUCCGGCCCUGCGACAUCUCCCGGCAGCUCCGAGUCAGCCACGGCUGCGUCAGCAAGAUCCUGGGACGUUACUACGAAACGGGCAGCAUCAAACCGGGUGUUAUUGGCGGCUCGAAGCCUAAGGUGGCCACCCCAAAAGUCGUCGACAAAAUCGCCGACUACAAAAGGCAGAAUCCCACCAUGUUCGCCUGGGAGAUCAGAGACCGGCUGCUGGCGGAGGGAGUGUGUGACAGCGACACGGUGCCCAGCGUGAGCUCCAUUAACAGAAUAAUAAGAACAAAGGUCCAGCAGCCGUUCAACCUGCCUCUGGAAGGAAAAGGCCUGAGUCCAGGACAAACCUUAAUCCCCAGUUCGGCAGUCACCCCUCCCGAGUCUCCACAGUCAGACUCUCUGGGCUCCACCUACUCCAUCAGCGGCUUGUUGGGGAUCCCCCAGCCGAGCGCCGAGGGCAAGAGGAACCACGAUGACAGUGAUCAGGAGAGCUGCCGGCACAGCGUGGACUCUCAGGGCAGCGGGGGCGUCCCGAGGAAACAGAUGAGACUGGAUCACUUCGUCGCAGCCACGCAACAGCUGGACUGCGGGUUCGACCGUCACCACUAUCCGCCGGACUCAUUCGGCCCGGCCUCCGGCAGCAAGACGGAGCAGACUUUGUACCCGCUGUCCCUCAUCAAUGGCAGCCUAGAUGAGGCCAAGACCAGCCUCUCAACAUCCAGCUCCGCCAUUGGACGGAAUCUGUCGGCGCACCAGAGCUACACCAUGGUGACUGAGCCCCUACAGUCCCUGCCGCUCUGUCUGAAACAGGAAAUGUCCCCCGAGGUGACCAGCACGAGCCCCUCCCCGAACAUGGCCGCCUCCAACCUGGCGUUCGUGGAGCUGCAGGCGCUGCAGAAGCCUGUCUCCGUCGGCUGCGGCAGCGGCAGCAGCUAUGGCAACUCCAACCAUUACCCCAACGCCUUCAACUCAUUCUCCCAUCAUGCACCCGUGUACGGCCAGUUCAGCAGUCAGUCUAUCAUGUCAGGGCGUGACAUGGUGAGCUCCACCCUGCCAGGCUACCCACCUCACAUCCCCUCCCCGGCCCAGAGUGGAUACACCUCCUCUGCCAUCACGGGCAUGGUCGCGGCAGGCGCAGACUACUCGGGUCAGACCUACAGCCAUUCGCCCUACACCUCCUACAGUGACGCCUGGAGGUUCACCAACUCCAGCAUACUGGGUUCGCCCUACUACUACAGCUCGGCCUCCCGCACAGCUCCGCCGUCUGCAGCCGCCUACGACCACCUCUAGUCCCCCCCGGAGAGAGGAGAGGGAGAGCUUUACAUCAGCUGGGUGUGAACUUGAGACUCUGCUGAAGAAACCGGCGCCGACACCCGCUCAUGUGUUAUUUAUUUCUCUGACUCAUGCACGUUUACACACACACACACACACACACACACACACACACAAGUCCUCCUGUUGUCUCCACAGCUGUUUUUUGGGCCAAAGACUUUCUUUUUUUUUCUUGCACAUCAUGCAACUUGACCCCGGUGAACACUGAUAUGCAACUCCUUUCCUACUGAACUAUGCCUGCUUUUUUUGUUUUGUUUUGUUUUGUUUACAACACUUUCCCAUCAGAAGCUCCAUCCACUCCCCUGACCUGCGUCCUGCUUGCAUAUUUGACUCAUUUUCCCUGUAAAUUCAGAUUUUAAAAAAGCUUCUUUUUUUUCCCUCUAGACUACAAAAAAAGGUGCCACCUGCCCUCAAAGACAAUUAAUGCAUCUGUCUAGCAAUAUGUACAUAAUGUAAAUGAUGAAUUACUUACGGGGAAGUGAUGCAAUUUGGAUGAUGAAGAUGAUUUGGCUACUAAAACCAACAAAGGCUUGAAAUACAUAUUUUUGUUUUGUUUUGUUUUUGUUUCCCGCGUCAAAUAAAUUGAGUUUUCUUGUCAUGCUGAUGUUCUGAUGUUUGGUAAGAACUGUGACUAUUUUUUCUUAUACUGUUAUUAAUAUUAUUGCAGAUGUAAAUAAUGAAUUUCUAAAGAAUUAUUUUAAUUAAAAG
This is a messenger RNA of Acanthopagrus latus (yellowfin seabream), 2720 nucleotides long. RefSeq names its product paired box 8 (gene pax8). NCBI's taxonomy places the organism in Eukaryota, Metazoa, Chordata, Actinopteri, Spariformes, Sparidae. The coding region runs from base 570 to 1970 and encodes 466 amino acids. The record is from RefSeq and is a predicted model, not a curated record. The transcript is spliced from 14 exons. Gene Ontology annotation, biological process: regulation of transcription by RNA polymerase II; anatomical structure development. Gene Ontology annotation, molecular function: RNA polymerase II cis-regulatory region sequence-specific DNA binding; DNA-binding transcription factor activity, RNA polymerase II-specific.